CUAAUCUACAGUGUGCUGGGACGAAAUUGCUGUUGAGGUUGUUCACUUUUAUGAUGUGUUGCUGAAACCAGUGGCAUAUUCCUGAUCUUCAAUCCAACACUCAGUAUCCGAAGUGGCAAGCAUGCUGCGCGUCUGUUGGAAAGGGGCACAUGCAGCAGCGCGGCAAUGUGUGUGUGGUAAAGUGAAGGCCCAUCCAUUACAGCACUGCCGCAGAUACACCACAGCAGGAAACUCUGGAUCCUCCGCUGGGAAAAUAGUGGCUGCUAGUCUUUUAACAGUGGGUGGUGGUCUUGGUGGGACUAUCCUUUAUGCCAAAUGGGACCCAAAAUUUCGGUCAUCUAUAGAGAAGAGUGUUCCCUAUUCGGAUCAACUAUUUGACAUGGUGCUAGGGGCACCCCCUUCUCCACCCGUACCUAUACAAAAGAAACCGGAGACUGUCAAACCACUGCAAAUCUCUUCAUUGUCAGAAGCAACUAAAGACUCCAAACAGCCUAAAGCUAAAGCCAAGAAGUCUGAUCCAGCACCUCCACCUUCUGUAGAGGAAGCUCCAGCACCAGCGCCAGCUCUUCAGUCACUGGAGGAAGCCUCAGCAGAGGCGGCUCAUAUUAUUUCGGCUAUCAGCGAAGUGCCCUCUGUGCCCGCACCAGGUACAAGUGAUGAAAGCCCAUCUGGCCACUCGGCGGCAGCUGAAGAGUGUUGUAAGGAAUGCACUGAACCUGAACCGGCUGUGAAGGAAAGGCCAGCGGAGGAAGUGACCGCUAGACUGGCUCAACAGGAUAAAGCUGAGCUGGAUGCGCUGGCAGCUCUCACUGCUGGACUGGAAGAAACUCUCGGCAGCUCAGCUAAAGUCACCCUGCAGGCCAUCGGAGCUCAGGAGGCUGCGCUGACCGCCAUCGCUGCUCACACAGACAAACUCAGAGAAGCCAUGGACUCAGAGACUCCUCCAGAUGAGAAGUCCACUCAGGCACUGAAUGAGGCUCUGAACGAGAGGGCCAGAGCUGUGGACGAUGCUGGAGAAGCCCUGUUCAAAGCCAAAGGAGAGCUUGAAAAGCUGCGUAGUGUGAUCGACAAAGCAAAACAAUCCAAGAUUGAUUCGGCGAGACCGCAGAUCCUGGCCGCUGAGGAGAACUUGCACAGCAUGAUUGUGGAUCUGGACAAAGUUGUAACCAAGGUGCAGACGGCACAGUCCGAGGCCAAGAUCGUGUCUCAGUACAGUGAGCUGGUAAAUGAAGCUAAAGCUCAGUUCCAGCAGGAGCUUGCCAACAUCACACCUGAGAUCCAGGCCAACUGGAAAGGACUAUCGGGAAAGCUGAGCGCAGAUGAUCUGAACUCUCUGAUUGCUCAUGCCCACCGGCGCAUCGACCAGCUAAACCGAGAGCUGGCAGAGCAGCGCGUGAGGGAGCAGAUCCACAUUGAAGUGGCUCUAGAGCAGCAGAAGCUGGAGGAUCAGAAAGCGCAGGAGAGAGCCGUGAUUUCUGCUCUGGAGCACAGCCGAGAGGACAUGAGACUCGAGCAGGAAAAAAAGGUUCAGGAGGUGCGUGAAGUGAUGGAGGCUGAGAUGAGGACUCAGUUGCGUCGUCAGGCUGCUGCACACACAGAUCACCUGCGGGACGUGCUCAAGGUUCAGGAACAGGAGCUGCGUGAAGAGGCUCAAGAGAUUCUGAACAGUAAGAUGAUGGAGCAAGAAACUCAUUACCGCAGACUGACUCAAGAACAGCUGGACACCUUCACCCUGGACAUGAACGCAGCUUACGCUCGUCUGAAAGGCAUUGAAGAGGCCAUAGACAGUCAUGUGAUUGCUGAGGAAGAGGCUCGUAAAGCUCACCAGCUGUGGCUUUCGGUUGAAGCUCUAAACUACACGCUGAAAUCUGCAGGUGCUGAUUCCCCCACUGAGCCUCUAGAGGGCGCUGUACGUGCUAUUAAAGAAAGCUGCGCAGAAAACGAAUUUGCACAGGCACUGGCCAUCGCCAUUCCUGAAGAGUCCCUCAACCGAGGAAUCUACAGUGAAGCUUCCCUUCGCGCACGUUUCUACGACAUCCGCAGGCUCGCACGACGUGUGGCGCUUAUCGACGAAACCCGCAACAGCCUUUACCAGUACUUCCUGUCCUACCUACAGUCCGUCCUUUUGUUUGAGAGGGAUCAAGAAGCGCCACCUGCGAAACUAGCCCCUGAAGAUCUUGACACAUUCAAGCUGCUAGCCUACGCUACUUACAGCAUCGAGCGCGGCGACCUGGAACUAGCCGCUAAGUUCGUCAACCAACUUCGCGGAGAGUCACAGCGCGUGGCGCAGGACUGGCUCAAAGAAGCCCGGCUCACUUUAGAAACAAAGCAGGUGAUUAGCUUGCUAUCAGCAUAUGCUAAUGCGGUAGGCUUGGGCACCACACAGGCCCCUUAGCCACACCCACUCUGUGGAGAUUAUGUAAAUUAUGAGGAGUGUUGCUCGCCCGCUAUUAAUAGAACCUUCCGCUCCUCUGAUUAAUUUAUUAAUAGGUUGCGUGCUAGCCCAAAAUAUUAGCGUUUCUCAUCUCCCCGAUGCACUUUUUUCCAGGAAGUCCUUGCCCUUAAAAGUACUCUUAAGUGGCCUACCAUGCAGAACAACCAGUAGCUGUACCUCAUUUGCGGGAAACGCAUCUCAAAGGUUUUGUUGAGCUUGGCAGUGGCACUCCUCAGUGUAUAUGGUGCACUCUCACUGGUUAGGAUCAAAUGCGCAGGUUGAAGGGCCGCUGGAUCAGCACUGUGGUUGGCAGCUUUACUCCUGUUCACCAUUUCACAAUGUAACUCUUCAGUUUCAAAGUUAUAUUUACUGGUUGUUUAUUAACCCAGACUGUUGAGAAUCAGUCCUUCUCUCAUUCAGUAUUGGCGAUCAAUAAAUCAUGGUUGUUGACAUGAA
Messenger RNA from Danio rerio (zebrafish), 2890 nucleotides. RefSeq names its product inner membrane protein, mitochondrial (mitofilin) (gene immt). Lineage: Eukaryota; Metazoa; Chordata; Actinopteri; Cypriniformes; Danionidae. Gene Ontology annotation, cellular component: mitochondrial inner membrane; mitochondrial envelope. The record is from RefSeq and is marked provisional.